Molecule: messenger RNA, 1395 nt
Organism: Arachis ipaensis
Lineage: Eukaryota; Viridiplantae; Streptophyta; Magnoliopsida; Fabales; Fabaceae
Molecular function (GO): RNA-DNA hybrid ribonuclease activity; nucleic acid binding
Source: RefSeq, a predicted model, not a curated record
AUGCCAUUUGGUUUAAAGAAUGCAGGUGCAACUUACCAACGUCUGAUGGACAAGGUGUUCCGACAUCAAAUAGGUCGGAACAUGGAAAUCUACGUGGACGAUAUGGUCGCCAAGACCACACAAGAAAAGUCACACUGCGACGAUCUCAGGGAAAUAUUUGAACAGAUCCGAGCAUACAACAUGAGACUCAACCCAGAGAAAUGUACCUUCGGAGUACAAGGAGGUAAAUUCCUUAUAUUCAUGCUGACCUCACGAGGAAUUGAAGCUAACCCUAAGAAAUGUGAGGUAAUACUUAACAUGGUGAGCCCUAAAACAAUAAAAGAGGUACAACAAUUAGCAGGAAAGGUAGCGGCAUUAUCUCGGUUCUUACCAGUAGCGUCAAGCCGAUCAUAUCAUUUCUUCCAAACAAUAUCAAAGAAUAAGAAGUUUCAAUGGACAGAAGAGUGCGAGAAAGCGUUCACCAAGCUCAAAACCAUUCUAUCAUCACCACCCGUGCUGCAAAGACCUGAAAGUCAUGCAAUCAACGGAGCAAAGGUAUCCAAGGAUAGAACAGCUAGCUUUAACACUUGUAAUAACAGCAAGAAGACUCAGGUACUACUUCCAAAGCCACACGAUAAUAAUAAGGACAAACCAGCCAUUGAGACAAAUACUGACAAAACCAGAGUUGGCUGGGCGUCUGAACAAAUGGUCCAUCGAGCUCUCGGAAUUCGAUAUCCAAUAUCAACCAAGGUCGGCCUUGAAAGCACAGAUCCUAGCAGACUUUAUUUCGGAACUAACCCCGAACGGCUCAAUAAACACUGGGAGUUACACGUUGAUGGGGCAUCCAGCCGAGAGGGAAGCGGAGCUGGGAUAAUCCUGAAAGAGGGAGACAAAGUGGUGGCCGAGCAAUCUCUCCAGUUUCACUUCCCAGCAAGCAACAAUCAGGCCGAAUAUGAGGCACUCAUAGCAGGACUCAAGCUCGCCCUAAGCCUCCAAGUACAAAGCCUGACAGCACAUUGUGAUUCCCUCUUGGUGGUACAACAAAUCCGAGGAGAAUUCCAGGUAAAAGAUCCCUUGCUUGAGCGAUACUGGCUCAUAGCAAAGGAUCUCAUUUCAAAAUUUAGCACAUUCAUUAUUCCGCAUGUACAUAGAGAAAAGAAUGUCAGAGCAGACGUAUUAUCUAAACUUGCAUCCACUAGGGCAGACACACAAGCAUCGGCAUUAUCACAACUCACACUUAAGAAACCAAGCAUUGAAACAUUAUCUAUAACAAGUAUUAACCACCUCCGCGACUGGAGAACACCCUUCCUUGAGUACAUCAAUACAGGUACUGUGCCCAGAGACGAGCUCAAUCCGCAACACUUCAGACGAAAAGCAAGCCUCUACACAAACAUAGCAGGUGACCUAUAUAGGUGA